AUGGACUCGGGAGAGAAAGGAAUAUACGAUAAAUUACGUUCUGCCUUUCCAGGAGGUAGGUUGGAAGUUCAGGAUGUAUCUGGCGGUUGUGGUUCUUUCUAUGCCAUCUUAGUUUCUUCACCAAAGUUCAAAGGUCUCUCUACUGUCAAUCAACACAAAUUGGUGAAUGAAUGUCUAAAAGAGGAUAUACAGAGUAUCCAUGGUCUACAAGUG
This is a messenger RNA of Tremella mesenterica DSM 1558, 213 nucleotides long. RefSeq lists its product as uncharacterized. The annotation marks the transcript as partial. The transcript is spliced from 2 exons. Lineage: Eukaryota; Fungi; Basidiomycota; Tremellomycetes; Tremellales; Tremellaceae. The record is from RefSeq and is a predicted model, not a curated record.